This is a messenger RNA of Hypanus sabinus (Atlantic stingray), 1365 nucleotides long. RefSeq names its product general transcription factor II-I repeat domain-containing protein 2-like. NCBI's taxonomy places the organism in Eukaryota, Metazoa, Chordata, Chondrichthyes, Myliobatiformes, Dasyatidae. The transcript is spliced from 2 exons. The coding region runs from base 469 to 1239 and encodes 256 amino acids. The record is from RefSeq and is a predicted model, not a curated record.
CUCCCUGUGGCUUUGGGAAAUAAUUGGUCAGUAUUUAAUUAAAAUGUAUUUUAUGUUAGUUUGUUAGCUUUUGAAAUGUAAUUCUAAAUUUGAAGAUUAUGGUGAUCUUGUACAAUCUAAGUGUGGCGACACAUUUCCUGGCACAUCCGAAACGGCUCACAAUUAGCCAGCAUUCCGGCUAAGGGAGAUAGCCUACGGGGGUUUGUGAGUACGCGUCUUUUGCAGCAUCUGCGUCCAUGGGGGCUGGGUUGAGGGAGGCUUAAAAGCAAGGCUGUUUAGUUCGAAUAAAGCUAUCUUUGACUGCAGUUUACUGACACCGCUACAACGUGUUUUUAUCGCUGGCUGUCCAGACGGAAGGUGCUGAAACGCUUUGUCGCGUGUCUGGAAGAAGUGAAAACUUUCCUGGGCAGCAAAGGGCUCACCUUUCCUGAGCUGGAACAGCCAGAGUGGCUGGAAAAGCUACACUUCAUGGUAGACAUGACAGCGCACCUGAACACGCUGAACACAGCUCUUCAGGGGAAAGGACGCACAGCCCUGCACAUGUUGGAGGAUGUUUUGGUAUUCGAGCGCAAGUUGACAGUGCUUGCCAGAGAUUUACAGAAAGGCACUUUGUCUCACUUCCCCAAUUUGAGAGAGUUCAAACAAGGUCACGACAUGAUAAUUUCGGAGUAUUUACAUUCUGCAAUCAUCGCAAUGCAAACAUCGUUUGGGAAACGCUUCUGUGAGUUCAGAGAGGAAAAAAACACAUUAUCCUUCCCGGUCACUCCCUUAAGCAUUGAUCCUUCCCUACUGAAUACGACUGCAUUGGCAGGUGUGAGUCAACCUGAUCUUGAGAUGGAACUGGCCGACAUAGCCGACAAAGACAUAUGGGUGUCCAAGUUUAGACGCUUGACAGCAGACCUUGAAGAUGUUGCCCGUCAGAAGGCCGUUCUUGCUCAGAAUCACAAAUGGAGUGAUAUUGAAAACCUUCUAAAACCGGACAAACUUGUGUUCGAAACAUGGAAUGCUAUGCCCGACAUUUAUGUAAACAUGAAAAAGUAUGCGCUUGGAGUCCUGUCGAUCUUUGGAUCCACAUAUGUAUGUGAGCAGGUGUUCUCCAACAUGAACUUUAUUAAAAACAAACAUCGCGCACGCCUCACAGAUGACAGCUUGCGAUCCUGUGUAAAGAUGAAGGUGACGUCAUACAGCCCUGAUGUGCAGACACUGUGCGCUGAGGUCCAGGAGCAGAAAUCCCAUUAACCAAGCUGACAGCUGGCUGAUGUUAUUUUUGGUUUGCUGCUGGCGGAAAAUUUAAGUUCGGCGUUUUUCAUAAAUACAAGAAGGACUCAAAUAGACAUUGAGUAUUUUACUUAAAAGUAACUUUCA